AUGAAUUGUACAAGAAAUCCUGUGUUUAUAGCUCAAACAUACAAUCUACCGAAGGUUUUAUUCUUUCUUCCUGUGCGUCAGUUCACAUGGUAUCCAUUUCUACAGCAUUGUUUAAUUAUCAGUGUAUAUACAUCAGUUGUUGGUCCAUUCGGUGGUUUCUUUGCUAGCGGUUUUAAACGAGCAUUUAAAAUCAAAGAUUUUGGUGAUCUUUUCCCUGGUCAUGGUGGUGUAGUGGAUCGUUUUGAUUGUCAAGUAUUAAUUGGAACAUUUGUAUUAUUCUAUUAUAAUUCAUUUGUUCGCAUUCAUAGUCCAGUAUCUCUGUUGCCAAAAAUUUAUAUUCUACCACCAAAUGAACAGAUUCUAUUCUAUCGUUUACUUACCGAUGGUUUAUAUAAACGUGGUUUACUGUCUGAUCAAUUGAUGAAUACAGUGAAUAACUUAUUACCAUCAUUACCAAUAAAUUCACGUGUUUUAACCGAAUCACUAUCUGAUUACUCUUCAUCUAGUGAUAGUAUUGGCGGUGUCAGCAGUAUCACCACGCCAACAACAACGGCUACUGGUAAUACUUGA
Messenger RNA from Heterobilharzia americana, 570 nucleotides. Lineage: Eukaryota; Metazoa; Platyhelminthes; Trematoda; Strigeidida; Schistosomatidae. The record is from the annotation of a GenBank genome assembly.